AUGGAGGAUGUGGAAGUGGAAGUGGCGGAGUGUGCGGAUGCCGAACUCAACCCUUUGGACGCAGCUGCUCCGACGGCAUCCAAAAUGCGCCACUGUGCGCUGGUGGAAUCGCCUUGGAAUGUGUCCGCCCUGUUGGUCCUCUAUCUGCUGAUGGUGCGCUUCGGGCCCAAAUGGGCAGCCAGGUACAAGCCGCUGCAGCUGCGAGUGCCAUUGUUCUGCCACAGUUUGGCCAUGGCCCUGCUGAAUGCCCACAUUUGCCUGGAGCUCUUCACGGCGACCCGGGCCCUCGACUAUAGCUUCAGCUGUCAGCCCUGUUGGGUGAGCUAUAGCCCACAUAAAAUGCGUAUUGCCGCGGCCCUUUGGUGGUUCUACAUCUCAAAAAUACUGGAAUUCGCCGACACGACCUUCCUCAUCCUGCGCCAUAAGUGGAAGCAGCUGAGCUUCCUGCAUAUGUAUCACCACAGCACCAUGCGCCUGUGCUGGGUCUUCGUCAAGUGGAAGCCGACGGGUUCGACCUGUGUUCCGGCCAUGAUGAACUCCUUCGUGCACAUCAUUAUGGACGGCUAUUAUGCGCUGAGUGUCGUGGGCCCUCGUAUCCAGCGGUUCCUGUGGUGGGAGCGCUACUUGACCGCCCUCCAGCUGUUGCAGCUCACCAUAAGCUUGCUCUGGGCAUCGCAACUGGUUAUCCGGGGCUGCGAGUAUGGCACCUGGAUCAGUUUCACGGGAGGCGCCUACAUGCUGGCCUUCCUCUUUCUCUUCGGGCGAUUCUAUGCCCAAAAAUACAGGGUAUCAACUGACACCCAGAAAGUUACGUAA
Messenger RNA from Drosophila takahashii, 816 nucleotides. Lineage: Eukaryota; Metazoa; Arthropoda; Insecta; Diptera; Drosophilidae. The record is from RefSeq and is a predicted model, not a curated record.